UCAGGGAGCGUGCAGCACGGCGAUCGGUGGUGCGCCGUGUCCCUCGGACACAAGGGAUCACCGAUCAACAGAAAGAGCCGAAGAUGUUGGCUCGGUCAUGUGAUCAGCUGUGUCCAAUCACAGCUGAUCACAUGGGACAUGUACACUGAUCAUCAGGGCACUAAUGAUCAGUGUGCCCUGAUGAUCAGUGUAGCACCAGCAGAGCCACCUGUCAGUGCCCAUCAAUGCCAGCUGUCAUUGCCCAUCAAUGCCACCUGUCAGUGCCCAUCAAUGCCACAUAUCAGUGCCUACCAGUGCACAUCAAUGCCACAUAUCAAUGCCCAUCUGAGCUGCCUUUCAGUGUCACCUAUCAGUGCCACCUAUCAAUGCCAAUCAGUGCCACCUAUCAAUACCAAUCAG
Staurois parvus is the source of this 399-nucleotide messenger RNA. Lineage: Eukaryota; Metazoa; Chordata; Amphibia; Anura; Ranidae. The record is from the annotation of a GenBank genome assembly.